GGCCCUAGCAGGUUCCAGUAGCUGGCUCGGUGCUCUUCUCGGCCACCUGCCAUGGCCUGGGGGCUGCCCAGCAUUGCUAGCCUGGCACGCUUAUGCCAGAAGCUGAACCGCCUGAAGCCGCUGGAGGACUCCACCAUGUAUAGGUUACUGUGGCCCUACCUGUCCACACUGGACCUGACUUUUCUGGGCGUGGGUGGCAUGAUGGGCUUGGGCCUCUACGUGCUCACAGGUGCUGUGGCCAAGGAGGUGGCUGGCCCUGCUGUGCUCUUGUCCUUCGGUGUGGCCGCUGUGGCCUCCCUGCUGGCAGCCCUAUGCUAUGCAGAAUUUGGGGCACGUGUGCCACUCACGGGCUCUGCCUACCUGUUCACCUACGUAUCCAUGGGCGAGCUGUGGGCCUUCCUCAUCGGCUGGAAUGUUCUCCUCGAAUACAUCAUCGGUGGCGCCGCCGUGGCCCGUGCCUGGAGUGGCUACCUGGACUCUAUGUUCAGCCACUGCAUCCAAAGCUUCACUGAGACCCACAUGGGUUCCUGGCAGGUGCCCCUCCUGGGCCACCACCUGGACUUCUUGGCUGCUGGCAUCAUCCUCCUGUCUUCUGCCUUUGUCUCCUGUGGAGCCGGUGUCUCCUCCUGGCUCAAUCACACCUUCUCGGCCAUCAGCCUGCUUGUCAUCCUCUUCAUUAUCAUCCUGGGCUUCAUCCUGGCCCAGCCUCACAACUGGAGCGCUGAGGAAGGCGGCUUUGCACCCUUUGGCUUCUCCGGUGUCGUGGCCGGCACUGCCUACUGCUUCUAUGCUUUCAUGGGCUUUGACAUCGUUGCCGCCUCCAGUGAGGAGGCCCAGAACCCAAAGCGGUCCGUGCCUCUGGCCAUCGCCAUCUCGCUUGCCAUUGCAGCUGGUGCCUACAUCCUUGUCUCCACCGUGCUAACCCUCAUGGUGCCCUGGCACAGCCUGGACCCCUACUCAGGGAUUGCAGAUGCCUUCUACCAGCGGGGCUGCAGGUGAGCUGGCUUCAUCGUGGCAGCUGGCUCCAUCUGCGCCAUGAACAGCGUCCUGCUCAACCUCCUCUUCUCCCUGCCACGCAUUGUCUAUGCCAUGACCGCCGAUGGGCUCUUCUUCCAGGUGUUUGCCCAUGUGCACCCCCGGACACAGGUGCCUGUGGCGGGCACCCUGGUGUUUGGGCUCCUCAUGGCCUUCCUGGCACUGCUGCUGGACCUGGAGUCACUGGUUCAGCUCCUGUCCCUUGGAACACUCCUGGCCUACACCUUCGUGGCCACCAGCAUCAUUGUGCUGUGCUUCCAGAAGUCUUCCCCACCCAGCUCCCCAGGCCCAGCCAGCCCCGGCCCCCUGACCAAGCAGCAUAGCUCCUUCUCAGACCACCUACAGCUGGCGGGCACUGCGCACACCACCGUCCCUGAGCCAGGGGAGCUGAAGCCAGCCCUGAGGCCCUACCUGGGCUUCUUGGAUGGGUACAGCCCUGGAGCAGUGGUGACUUGGGCGCUUGGCUCUAUGUUGGCCUUAGCCAUCACCAUAGGCUGCGUGCUCGUCUUUGGGAACUCGACCCUGCAGCUCCCACAAUGGGGUUACAUCCUGCUGCCUGCUCACCAGCAACAGUAUCGGGAAGACUUAUUUCAGAUACCUCCCCUAAUCCCCAUGGUUCCCCUGAUUCCAGCCCUGAGCAUCCUCCUCAACAUCUGCUUCAUGCUGAUACUGAGCUAUCUGACUUGGGUGUGCUUCUCCAUCUGGCUGCUGAUGGGACUUGCAGUGUAUUUUGGCUACGGCAUCCAGCACAGCAAGGAGAACCAGCGGGAGCUGCCAGGGCCGAACUCCACACACGACGUGGUAUUCCGGGGCAGCCUGGAAGAGACAGUGCAGGCUGUGCAGCCCCCCAGCCAGGCACCAGCACAGGACCCUGACCCUAUGGAGUAGCUGGUCAGCCCACACUUGCCCCGCCCUCCCACACCUGCUUGGGAGGCCAGAGAGGCCAGACAAGCCAGGAGCCCCUUCUGUUGUGGGCAGCCUGGGUUUGCAGGCCUGCGCAGGCUGGGGAGUCCUCAGGACCUUAGGACCUUCAUCCAGGGGCUGAGCUUCGGGUCUUCAGGAGUGGGCCUUGGCCGGUGCUGGU
Symphalangus syndactylus (siamang) is the source of this 2119-nucleotide messenger RNA. It is a transcript of the gene SLC7A4, whose product is annotated as solute carrier family 7 member 4. Gene Ontology annotation, biological process: amino acid transport; transmembrane transport. Gene Ontology annotation, molecular function: amino acid transmembrane transporter activity. Lineage: Eukaryota; Metazoa; Chordata; Mammalia; Primates; Hylobatidae. The record is from RefSeq and is a predicted model, not a curated record. Gene Ontology annotation, cellular component: plasma membrane.